This is a messenger RNA of Galeopterus variegatus (Sunda flying lemur), 1624 nucleotides long. RefSeq names its product WD repeat containing, antisense to TP73 (gene WRAP73). Gene Ontology annotation, molecular function: protein binding. The coding region runs from base 22 to 1404 and encodes 460 amino acids. NCBI's taxonomy places the organism in Eukaryota, Metazoa, Chordata, Mammalia, Dermoptera, Cynocephalidae. Gene Ontology annotation, cellular component: microtubule organizing center; MWP complex; mitotic spindle. The record is from RefSeq and is a predicted model, not a curated record. The transcript has 12 exons. Gene Ontology annotation, biological process: mitotic sister chromatid segregation; protein localization to mitotic spindle pole body; microtubule anchoring at mitotic spindle pole body.
GGGCCCGCGGCCGGCGGGGCCAUGAACUUCUCCGAGGUGUUCAAGCUCUCCAGCCUGCUCUGCAAGUUCUCCCCGGACGGAAAGUACCUGGCUUCCUGUGUCCAGUACCGGUUAGUGGUCCGGGAUGUGAACACCCUUCAGGUCCUUCAGCUGUACACAUGCCUGGACCAGAUCCAGCACGUGGAGUGGUCGGCAGACUCUCUCUUUAUCCUGUGUGCCAUGUACAAGCGCGGGGUUGUGCAGGUCUGGUCUUUGGAGCAGCCAGAAUGGCACUGCAAAAUAGAUGAGGGUUCAGCAGGGCUGGUCGCCUCGUGCUGGAGCCCGGACGGGCGCCACAUUCUCAAUACAACCGAAUUCCACCUGCGGAUAACCGUCUGGUCCUUGUGCACAAAGUCUGUAUCUUACAUCAAAUAUCCUAAAGCUUGUCAGCAGGGAAUAACCUUCACCAGGGAUGGCCGCUACAUGGCGUUGGCAGAACGGCGGGACUGCAGAGACUGCGUGAGCAUCUUUGUCUGCAGCAACUGGCAGCUCCUGAGGCACUUUGAUACGGACACCCAGGAUCUCGCAGGGAUUGAGUGGGCCCCGAAUGGCUGUGUGCUGGCGGUGUGGGACACCUGCUUGGAGUACAAGAUUCUGCUGUACUCCUUGGACGGCCGAUUGUUGUCAGCAUACUGUGCGUACGAGUGGUCCCUGGGCAUCAAGUCUGUGGCCUGGAGCCCCAGCAGCCAGUUCCUGGCGGUCGGGAGCUAUGAUGGAAAGGUGCGCAUCCUUAAUCAUGUGACUUGGAAAAUGAUCACAGAGUUUGGGCAUCCUGCGACCAUUAAUAACCCCAAGGCAGUUGUAUAUAAAGAAGCAGAGAAGAGCCCGAGGCUGGAGCUGGGCCGCCUCUCCCUCCCACGGCCCAGAGCAGGGGUCAGCCCCACUGCCAGCAUGGAGAGCAAAUAUGAGGUUGCUUCUGUGCCAGUUUCCUUGCAGACUCUGAAACCUGUUACUGACAGAGCAAACCCUAGAAUUGGCAUAGGAAUGUUGGCUUUUAGUCCUGACAACUACUUUCUGGCGACGAAGAACGACAGUGUCCCCAAUGCCGUCUGGGUCUGGGACGUGCAGAAGCUGAGAUUGUUCGUGGUGCUUGAGCAGCUCUCUCCAGUGCGCUCGUUUCAGUGGGACCCGCAGCAGCCACGGCUGGCCGUCUGCACGGGAGGCAGCAAGGUCUACUUGUGGUCCCCGGCAGGCUGUGUGUCGGUGCAGGUGCCUGGAGAAGGUGACUUUCCGGUGCUUUCUCUGUGCUGGCAUUUAAGUGGGGACUCAUUGGCCCUCCUCAGUAAGGAUCAUUUCUGUCUCUGUUUUCUGGAGACCGAGGAGGGGGUUGGCACAGCUUUCACACAACUGGAUGGCCACACGUAGAAUCAGUGCAAAGCUGUGCCUAUGCGGACACGGAAGCAGGCCACUCUGUGGUUCCAGCGUGGGGGAGGAAUGAGGCUUCCCUGGGAAGUUCUCCAACAGUGAUGGUCCAGAUCCAGUGAUCUGGUUUUAUUUUUCUAUAGCAAGGCAUUUUUGUAAAUACGUAUGGUAUAUAAAGGUGUAACUUUUAUUAUUUAAAAUAAAUAUUUGCUAAUUCAUAAAA